This is a messenger RNA of Durusdinium trenchii, 2712 nucleotides long. NCBI's taxonomy places the organism in Eukaryota, Dinophyceae, Suessiales, Symbiodiniaceae. The record is from the annotation of a GenBank genome assembly.
AUGAAAGGUCACUCCUUUUCACCCCUCUAUUGGAAAGCAGUCCACUGGGGUCUGAUCGAUUUGGUUCGGCAAUUGGGAUACCCGAAGCUCUUCUGGACGCUUUCGCCCCACGAGUGGUCGUUUCUAUACCCAGCUUGGAUCCUGGACGAGAUGUCCAAGGAGCUGCGUGGCCGUUUGCACUUGGCCGCGCCGGAGAGCCUUCACAUCACCCACGUGCUCUUGCAAGUGGUGCGAGGCACGGUUGCAUGCCUUCGUCUUCGGUCGAUGGUGUCGCUAACGCCGGCCGCGCGCGGUUCUCCGGCCGUUCCGUUCGUUGUUGGUGCUUUCGUGGCCUGGUCGUUUCCGCUCGGAGGUGCCUUGGCCGGCCAGACGGGCAACAAGUCUAAAGAUCCGUGGCGCAGCCAUCUCCUCUACGCCUUGGACUCCGAUGGGCGUCCGCACUCGGUGCAUGUGUUCUUGCGGACCGAGUUCCAAGAUGGCACCAGGAAGGCGCCGACGCAGGACUAUCACGGCUCGGGCCGCCCCCACGUCCACGUCCUCGUGUUUGCGCCCAAGGAAGCACUCCGCAACAUGAAGCUCGAGGAGUCCGUCUUGGCCACGCGGCCGGAGCCCUUGGACGAGAAUGAUCCUUUGCCGGGCAUCGUGGAGGGCUCGCAGCUGGACCGGGCAGGUCGCAGCGGAUGGCCACUUCACAUGGAGAGCAGCCAAUGGGACUCGGCCACAGACACUCUCUUGCUUCAUCACAACCGGGAUGACAAAGAUUUGCAGGUGGCUGACGACGAUGGGGUGCUUCGGUCCUACGUGGCCAAAUAUGUGAGCAAGUUCAGUGAUUCAAGUCAGGACGAGUGGCUCAACGACUCCGCCCAGGGCAACGCCAUCGCCGCCACGGUCCUCUGCCGGUAUCGGCCCUGCGAGCCCGAGAUGGCGCUGCAGAUGCUGGGCGCUCGCUUCCGGCAAUGGUUUGUCAGCACCGAAGGCCGUGGCAAGCGAGACUUCGAGGUACCGUGGCCCGACAAGCCGAGGCAGCCGGCGGAGGUCGAGCAGUACAUAUCCGCGCCUUGGGCCGCCGGCCACAUUUCCUUGUUGGAUUUCCUUCGCAAGACGAACCGCAGUGGGCAAGUCGUGGCAUGGCUCAAGAAGCUUCAUAAGGCCAGCGGCAGUGCAGAGCCCUUGGAAUCUUUCGCCGCCGACUUUGUGGUGCAAGGGCAGCAGAUCGUGGCCGCGGGCACCCUGAGCAAGUUCAACGACAACUUCUUCGGCCAGUGGCUGCUGCUACAUGUCCCUUUCCGCCGGCUGGAGGACUUCUACGAGCCCAUCGAAGACAAGUUGGCCUUGAUCCCCAAGGAACACCGCAACUUUGCCAUGGCCGUCCUCUGCGAGCACCCGGUCGCCAGGGAGAUGUGGCGCGACCCUGACCGCUUCGAGGCGGAGUUGCGCCUGGAGGCAACCACAAAGUCCUUCGUGAAGACAUUGCUGGGCAUGGUGGCCGCUCAUCGCUCGCUGGUGCACAAGUACUUGUCCGGCGCGGCCGACGCCGCCGCGGAGGAAGCCGGACGAGAGGCCAACCAAGCGGCCGCCUUUGCCGAGGCGGCCGAGCAGUGGGUGGAGGAUGCUUACCGGAACGGCAAGAUCUUCGCUUGCACCGGCGGGCCAGGCACGGGCAAGACCACCGUGGCCUUGGCGUGUUUGCAGCGGGUGCUCGAGCUCGGGGGCAACGUGCUCUUUGCCUAUCCCACGAACCGGCAGGCCAGCCGCAUGCGAGCCAAGCUUCCGCCGAAGCUGGUCAUCGACACCUACCACGCCGCCUUUGGCCUGGACGAGGAGCCCGGGGGGGGCGGCGGUCGGCUUGGCGCAGUACGCCUUGAUCAUCAUCGACGAGAUCUCGCAGAUGCAGGCCCAUCACUUCGAGCACGUCUGCAAGCUGUGGGCGCAAGCCGACAACCUUCCGGUGAUUUUGCUGGCCGGAGACGAGCUGCAGAUGUCUACCGCUGCAAGGACCCGGAGUUCAGUACGAUCUUGCAAGAGCUGCGAACCAGUCGCCCCGGAGCGAAGACCCUCAAGUGGCUCCAGAAGCGCAAGGCCUGGACACCACCCCACAAACUGGACGUAGCGGCUGUGCAGAAGCUGCUCAAAUCCCAUCCUGACACGGUCGUCUUGACCUGCACGCGGAACGGAGCGCAAACCAUCAACGAGCUCGCCCUCCAAGCGCUGUUCCCGCGCUUUCCUCCACUGGCAGUCGUGGAUGGAGAUGUGGCUUCCAAUCCUGAGAAUUACCACGAAGGAGCCCUGCUGGAAGACCUCCACGCCUUGCGCCCGCUCCGCCUGCCCAUCUUCAAAGGAAUGCGAGUGGUCUUCACACGCAAUGUACGCAAAGAUGUCGACUUCGUGAACGGCAUGGACUGCGUGUUGCAAGGCUAUGAGGGUCGCACCAAGGCAGUGGAAGUGUUGACGGCCACGGGGCACCGGGUCAUGGUGUGGCCUUGGACCGACCCCGAGCUCGGCAACCUCAGCUACUAUCCCCUGAAGGCAGGCUAUGCCGACACCAUCAUCAAAUACCAGGGUGCAGAGCUGAAGCACGUUACUGCCUUCUUGGAUUGUCCCGGGGUCCCUGGGGCUGCAUACACCGCCCUCAGCCGAGUCAGCUUUGGCAAGGACGUGCUCAUCGGUGGCGUGGUGACCGCUGCGCACUUUCAACCGGUCGACGAGUCCUGA